AUGAGCGAUUUAUGCCCCCGUCCUGGUCGCCGCCGCUCGUGGGCCCACACUGCAUUCCUAGGGUGCACGAUCCCGCUAUCUUCGGCCUUGGCUGGUACCCCUUCGACGAGCGUAUCUUGUGACGAGCUUGGGUUCAUCAACUCAGAAACUUGUGCGAGGAUCGUGCGCGACACGGAUGUGUUCGAGUUGCCCAUUGCGCACGACGUCAAGGAUUUUAUCCUUACUGGUCGGGUUCUGUGCGCCUUCCAGAACUCCUCCCGGGAUGUCAACUCCGCGAGAGCAGCAUCGCGCGCUUGCUCGGCGACCUGCAGCUGA
Messenger RNA from Peniophora sp. CBMAI 1063, 315 nucleotides. The record is from the annotation of a GenBank genome assembly. NCBI's taxonomy places the organism in Eukaryota, Fungi, Basidiomycota, Agaricomycetes, Russulales, Peniophoraceae.